CGUGGUUUCCGUGGUAACCGUUGGUUUCGGUCAACUGCUGAAGGGUCGACGCUUGUUUGUAGUUCGGUAAUGGGACAUUUUAAGUGACGCAGACACUUUUUUCAGGGGAUAUAAAUACUUGUUAGCAUUGUAUUGUGUUCAGACUGCCUCCAGGGGGCGCUAUGGGGCUCAUCCUGACCAGGGCGGCCCAGUGGACCAGCGCCUCCAAGCUGGAGUCCACUCCACUCAACGAGUUUCUGGUGACGCAAGUCCUGCACUGCGCGGAGAAUUUUGUUUCCAGGCACCCGCAGGAGGCAGAGCAUGUGUUUGAGGAGCCGCUUCAGUGGAACACCACUUUAAAGAAAUCUGAUUUCAAAGACGACUAUAUCAUCAGUGCCAUAGGUGUAAAGUCCCUUGAAAAAGACAGUGAGGGGACGCCACUGUUGCAGUUUUUUCCACCUUCUGUUUCUGUUCGUAGCUUCGGCCAGCUCUCUAAACUGCUGCAACUGGCAGAUGACAGGAAGCGUCAAGAGACCCAAGCGUGUCUAGAAGAAAAUAGAGACCUCAUGGCUAGGAUUGUGGGUCGGCGUCUCGUCGACACAUCAGAGGAAGACCUCUCAGCUCUGGAAUUAGAUAUCAGAAUUAAGCUGUUUGUCCUGCUCAAACACAUUGAUGAAAAGAUCCUCAACAAGUUUGUUGGAGAAAUAGCAAAACAAAUUAAGGUUUUACCCACCGCAGUGGAGGAGGAAGUGGAGUUCUUGAACCAGCACUGCGUUGAAGGAGGGAAGAUGCUGCUGAAGUCACUGAGAUACACAUCAGACUAUGAGUUUCCAAACGGCUGUCGUGCUCCACCUUGGAGACAGCUGCUUGGUGAGAUUUGUUACCUUGUUAUUGAGCCAUGUGACGCUGAGCCCCUGUACAUCACCUGCAGCUCUGCUGGAGCCUUUUGUAAUGCGGGGGUGGACAAAGAAGAAGACGAGAGUCUCUAUGAGAGACAAGGUGAUUUUUGUGAAGACAUAGCUUCACUUAUAAGGAAAGUGUCUCCACAUUUUGAUCAGAACGUGAGAAAACAGUAUUUUGUGGAACAGAAACCUCGUAAGAGUAUUCACGUUGCACACCUGGCUUAUGAAAUAGAACUAGCCCAACCCAAGACGGCUGAAGAAAAAGAGUGGGAGAAAGUACAAGAAUCUCUGUACGGCAGGAAGAAACGUGAACCAUGUCAUAGAUGGAGGAAUCUUGGUGUGCUGAACAAAAAUGGUUUAGCAGACGAAGAGGAGCUCAUGAUGAGUGCUGAAGAGAAGAAAAAACUGGGAUCCAAAAGGAAGAAAAGUGGACUCACAGCAGCAUCUUCAAUUGGACUUACAGCUUCCCAGAGAAGGAAAAGCAUAACAGCAUCCUUCCCAGAUGACCAUUUCAGCGGGAGCUCCAGUGAAAGUGAGGAGGAAGAGGAGCAGACAGAGCGACGUCCUGAUACCAACACUGAACUGCAGUCUGAGUACUGGCAGGUCCAGAAACUCGUCAAGUACCUCAAGGCAGCGGACCAGACAGCUACUGUGCUUGUUCUCUGCGCCAUGAUGGAUAUUGAUCUAUCGAAGGAGAUCAUCCAACUGGCUAUCCUGGACUUAGGUGGGCUGGAGCUUCUCCUAAACUUGCUGGAUACUACAGACAUCAGAAGCAAAAUUGGAUCUUUAAAAAUCCUGGUAAAGAUCAGCCAGAACGUUAUCAUCCGACAGACCAUUGUAAACAUGAGAGGCCUGCAGAGGAUGGUGAACAAUCUGGACUUACCAGUGAAGGAGCUGCAGGCCUUGGCUUCUGAGACCAUUGCACAUGUGGCUACGUUCAGAAGAGCAAGAAGAAUAGUGAGGGUACAUGGAGGAAUCCAGAAACUGGUGAAGCUGCUGGAAUGCUUCCCUGACUCGGCCAAACCGGGAGAAGCCAUAGAGAAGGAUUUGGAGGUGGCCCGCUGUGGAGCCUUGGCUCUGUGGAGCCUCAGCAAAAGUAGCAAGAACAAGGAGGCCAUUCGUAGAGCUGGGGGGAUCCCUCUGCUGGGACUCCUGCUCAGGUCUCCAUAUGAGAACAUGGUGAUCCCUGUUGUGGGAACCCUGCAGGAAUGUGCCUCACAGAAAAGCUACAGGGUUGCUAUUGAAAGUGAAGGGAUGGUGAAGGACUUGGUGAAAAACUUGAGCAGUGACAAUGAGGAGCUCCAGAUGCUUUGUGCCAGUGCAAUCUUUAAGUGUGCAGAGGACAAACUGACCCGGGAUCUGGUCCGGAACCACCACGGCCUGCAGCCUCUGGUGUCGCUGCUCUCUAAAGCAGAGAACAAACAGCUGCUGGCUGCUGCCACCGGGGCCAUUUGGAAGUGUUCAAUCAGCAUGGAGAACGUAGCUAUCUUCCAGGAGCACAAAGCUCUGCAGAUCCUGAUUGGUCUGCUGACUGAUCAGCCUGAAGAGGUCCUGGUCAAUGUAGUGGGAGCUGGACAGUUUGCUCAGAUACAAGCUAACAAGGCCGUCAUCUGCAACGGUGGGGGCAUAAGGGCUCUCAUUAACCUGCUCAAUGGAACAAACCAGGCUCUGCUUGUAAAUGUAGCAAAGGCUGUUGGAGCUUGUGCCACAGAAAAGAAAAACGUGGUAACCAUUGACCAUCUUGAUGGAGUCCGCCUGGUGUGGUCACUGCUAAAGAACCCUAAUGCAGAAGUUCAGGCUAGUGCUGCAUGGGCCAUUUGUCCGUGCAUCGAGAAUGCAAAGGACGCCGGGGAAAUGGUUCUCUUCCUGAUUGGUGGACUGAAGCUGAUCAUUCAGUUACUGAAGUCACCAAGCAACGAGGUGUUGACGAGCAUUUGUGCUGUCAUCGCCAAACUCGCCAAAGACAAGGAGAUCCUGGGCGUCCUUUCUGAUCGCGGGGUUGUCCCCCUACUGGCCAAACUGUCUAAGACAACUGAUGUCAGACUUCGCUGCCACCUGGCCGAUGCCAUCGGCCACUGCUGCAUGUGGGGCUCCAACAGGGCAUGCUUUGGUGAACAUGGAGCCGUUGGGCCCCUGGUUCAUUACCUGGAGUCCAACGACACUUUACUCCUCCUUAACUCAACCAUGGCCCUUUACCAACUGUCCAAGGACCCCAACAACAUCAUCACCAUGCAUGAGGAAGGAGUCGUCGAGCCACUGCUCCAGCUCAUAGCUACUGGUACCGACGAGAUCCAGGAGUUUGCUGCUGGAUGUGUGCGCAACAUCCGUCUGCUGGUGCUGGCCAAUCAGAGGGCUGUUUAUUGAAAUGAGAAGCGCUGACCUCAGCUGAAGCCCUGAAAAUCCACCAGAGGGUAUGAGGGUGGGGAGCAGGACCUGAUGAGUCCAGAUUGCCCAAAUGUCGGGAAUCAACAAUGGAAGUGAUGCAGAUAAAAAAGCGAAUAAAGUAUAUGACUUUCUGGAAGA
This is a messenger RNA of Poeciliopsis prolifica (blackstripe livebearer), 3404 nucleotides long. Its product is annotated as outer dynein arm-docking complex subunit 2-like. NCBI's taxonomy places the organism in Eukaryota, Metazoa, Chordata, Actinopteri, Cyprinodontiformes, Poeciliidae. The record is from RefSeq and is a predicted model, not a curated record. Gene Ontology annotation, molecular function: protein binding.